Schistosoma bovis is the source of this 3803-nucleotide messenger RNA. Lineage: Eukaryota; Metazoa; Platyhelminthes; Trematoda; Strigeidida; Schistosomatidae. The record is from the annotation of a GenBank genome assembly.
UUUCGAAUAAAUUGAGCAUUGGGUAAAUUGUUAUAAAUUAAUAAUAUAUUUGUAAUAUCCCACUGAGUAGAAAAAUUUGAUUUUCUGACAUUUCAUAACCGAUCUGGUUAUCUAUUCUCUGAAGAAGAGGCUUACACUAAGUCACAGAACGUCAGAAAAUGUAACUUCCCUACUCAUUUGGAUAUUACAAAUAUAUUUUUCAUUUAUAAACGUACAAUAGAUUAUGUAAUUGUAAAGUGAAUGGGUGAUUGCAUUUAAAUUUGAUGUUCGUUAAAACCAUUCCAUAGAAAAUUGUAGCAUCCUAAGAUCGUAUAUUUUAUCGACUAUUAAGUAAGUAUUGUUCAAUAUUGAAAUCAAAGAUUAUUAUUACUUCAUUAUCUGAAGUAUGAUUAUAUUUACUUAUCUGAUUAUGAAAAAUAGGUAAUUUACAGAAUGUUAUAAGCAAAUAAACUUGAUAUAAAUCGUUAUGCAAUCACUGUUGUGUUUAUAAAAUAUGAAAUCUAUGUAACACUUGAAAAGAACAAUGAUAAUAAAUUUACAGACAUUGCAUAUUAAAUGUCUUUGUAAUUAUCAGAAAAUAAGGAUACCCAUUCAGUCUCAUUUUCAUAGGGUUAACACUAUAGGAUAAUUAGUUUUAGAUAACAUUGAUGUCGUAUGACUUUUUUUUUAGUAACUAACGCAUUUCAGAAUAAGUAACAUCACCUCAUCUUCAAAUGGUUUUUGUUUAUACACAAUGAUCGAAAUAGGUCAAAUUUCCAAGUCAGUAUAACACUGAUCAAUGAUUGGCUGUCACUGACGUCACUUGAGAAAAGCCAUUCAAGGUCAAAAUGAUUUUCUAAUUGGGUUGUGAUAAUAAAUUAUAAUCAAUGCCAUAUCCUUUAUGUUUUUCAAAAUCAUUACGACUUUAUUCCACAUAUAUUUCUGUCUCACGUUUGAUUGGACAUUUUCUGUAACCUUGAUGUAAAAUCUUGUCAUUGAUUUGACUUCAUAAAUAACCAAUAAAAGUUCUGGAUUUCACCAUAGAAAGAAAAAAAAACAAGUUGAAAAUCAGUUGUGUUCAAAUAUAGAGAUCAACAAUUGGAAGUAAUUUGUAACAUCUUUCAAGGUAAUCUAUCAACUGUUUGUUACAGAAAUAUCUUCAUAACUGUAUUUCAUGUGGGGGCUUGUAUAUUAACUAGCCACCUAAAUUGGAAUAAAGAAAGGAGUUGAAAUCUGUGAAACACAUACUGAAAGCAGAAUACUUUAGUCACUAGGCCUCUGAUCUUCAUUCUAAGUGUUUACUUUAAAAUGACGAUAAAUUGGAAGCUGAACUGCGUCAAUGAUAAAUAAAUCGAAAUAUGGAACAAGGUUUACGAUUCUGUUGGUAUUUACUUCCGACUUUAUUGGCGUGGAUAGUAAAAUAUGCAAUUCGUCUAAUUUUAUUACCGAUUUUCAUCGUAUUUAUUCUUGGUUAUGUUGUGAAAUAUUUCAAGAAAAAGUCUAAAUUGCGCAUUAAAUUAUUACGUAAAAGACAAUCAAUAACUCAAGGAAUGAAUCAUCUGAAAGAACAUCUUUCAUCCACGAAAAGCUCAUCAAAUAUUGAUUUACUAUCAGUUACAGAUCUGAAUUUAGAUACUAUCCAAGAACGUUUAGUUGAAGGCAAAUUUACAUCAGUUGAAUUAUUACAUGCCUAUCAAAUUAAAGCUUUACAAUUAUAUGACUCAGGAAAUUCAGGAAUAUGUGAAUUUCUUGAUGAAGCGGAGCAGUUGGCUGUUGACGUUGCUAAAUUUAAUCGCUUACCUAAAAGUAAACAAACGUUGGUUGGUAUUCCUAUCAGUUUAAAAGAAUUAUGUUCGACCAAGGGAUAUGAUGUAACAUUUGGUUUGAUAGAACGAUGUAAUAAACCCUCACAUGAAGAUUGUUGCAUAUUGGAAGUACUUAGACAUGAAGGAGCAAUACCUUUUGUUCUGACAGCAACUUCUCAAACAGCUCUAUCUCUGAGUGGAAUAAAUCCAGUAUUUGGUGAUAUGUCUAAUCCUCAUUCAUCAGAACAUGAAACAGGCGGGAGUUCUAGCGGUGAAGGUGUACUUCUAAGUUUACGGGGAUCUCCAGUUGGAAUCGGAACAGAUUUGGCUGGAAGUAUACGAAUUCCUUCGGUGUUCUGCGGUCUUGUUGGCUUAAAACCAACAACUAACCGUAUUAGUAGUAAAGGUGUGGGUGUGAUCGGUCAUAAAAAGUCAGUAUUAUUGAGAGUAUGUGUUGGACCAAUGGGUAGACGAGUGGAUGAUCUAGCUAAAUUAAUGCGUACACUUUUAACAACGAAAAUGUUUCAAAUGGAUCCAUAUGUGCCACCAUUACUGUUUAAUGAUAUGAUCUACGCGGGUACAGAUAAGCCGAAAUUGACAAUCGGAUAUUAUGCGACUCUAGAGGAUCCACUAAUUAUUACUAGUGUUCCAAGUGUUCGCAGAAUAGUGAAUGAAUCAGUGGACAUUCUAAGACAACGCGGUCAUAUAUUGUUACCGUUUCAUCCACCUGACAUAAAAUGGGCUUAUGAAUUAAGUAUGAAGGCGAUUUCUGUUGACACUAAAUAUAAUCUUCAAGAGGCUUUGUUUGCAGAACCACUAAAUGAACACACCAAAUUUCUCUACCUUUUAAUUAGUCUCCCACACUGGCUGAAAGUUAUGAUAGAUAAAUUAUUGAAUAUUAUCUUUGGUAGACCAGCUGCGGUUACAAGUUUCUUGGACGGUCCUAGGGGCGAAGCAAAAACAUUAAAUUUAAUCUCAGAUAUUGAGUUGUAUAGACAUAAAUUUCAAAGAGCUAUGGAAGAAGCCUGUAAUUUGGAUGCAAUCAUUUGUCCAGUUUUCCCCUUCCCAGCAUUUCCAAAGUCGGCUAAAUCGAUGUUUGUUACGCCAGCUAUUGCUUAUACAGUAUUGUUUAACUUGUUAGAUUAUCCAGCUGGAACAGUCCCAAUGGGAUAUGUGAGUAAGGAAGAUGUACAAAACUCAAAAGUGAUGGCUGAAGAAUACGAGAAAGUCGGCAAUCGAUUUCUUUCUGAGGUAUUCAAGUACCAGGAAACAAGUGAAGGCUUACCGGUCGGUGUACAAAUUGUUGGUAAACCAUGGCAAGAAGAGCGUGUGCUAUAUGUUAUGAAAGAACUGGAGACAUCAAGAACACAGAAUAAUUAGAACCGUUAUUCUAAACCUUAUUUCUUCAGUUGACUUAGCUUGACCAUAUAUUAUCGCGUUACUGUAAAAUAUUCAUUACCGUUUAAUCUACACAGAAGUAUAAUAUUUUAAUAUGAAAAAAACUGAAUUCGGCUUUCGAAUUUUGAAAUCUACCUACUUCUUUCAUCGAAACAUAAAAAUUUCUAGAUAUUGUUUCAUUUUUGUUCAUGCAGUAUUUUACACAUAUUCGUUGGAACAGUAGGAAAUAUUAAUUGAAAUCGAAAUGUGAAUUGAUUAUUAACUAAAAAAUAGCAAAUUAUGUGCGAUUUUCAUUUCUUUUAAGUACUAGUUAGUUACAGUAAUUACUAAGCAGAGAAUCAUACUCAGUAUUCUUUAUUACACUAAUGUGAUUUGAACUAGGAAUCCUAUAACUUUAAUCUUAUCUCCUUCAAUAUAUUCUUGUUUAUCAUAAUACUUGUGUCACAUCUUGCUUUCAAUUGUUCAAAUCAUUCCUAGAAGCCCUCAUUUCAACUGCAUCUUUUUGGUUAGUGAGUGUUUCAAUUAUUGUGUUAUAUGAAAGUGCUAUAUAUGUAUAAUAUCCAAUCCACUGAUGGUGAUCUACCUUGGUGACAAAAAUAUAGGCCCGAUUUUCGAUAAAAA